Molecule: messenger RNA, 2935 nt
Organism: Sphaeramia orbicularis (orbiculate cardinalfish)
Lineage: Eukaryota; Metazoa; Chordata; Actinopteri; Kurtiformes; Apogonidae
Gene: creb3l3l
Product: cAMP responsive element binding protein 3-like 3 like
Exons: 10
Coding region: 158-1675 (505 amino acids)
Biological process (GO): regulation of transcription by RNA polymerase II
Cellular component (GO): nucleus
Molecular function (GO): DNA-binding transcription factor activity, RNA polymerase II-specific; RNA polymerase II cis-regulatory region sequence-specific DNA binding
Source: RefSeq, a predicted model, not a curated record
CUUUACGCACUGACGCAAUUUUUGCCUUGUUGGAAGGUGGUUUCAGUAGGAAACGGUGUGACAGUAGGCGGUAUCAGCGUAGAAACACCGAAUAGAGAUACCCAAAGAUACACGGACCCACUCACUCGAAUGGUAUUUUGUCCGCUGCUAUUUAAAGAUGUCCGUUACUGAAGACCUCCAAGAGAUGGAUGGAACAGACCUGUUAGGGCUCCUGUUCCAUGAUAGUGGAGAUGGAUCUACUGAGCCUUUUUUUCCUGAUGGGAAUGGGCUCAUUGAAUCCUGGCUGUCUGAACAAGAUAUGCUGACAGGAGUGGAAACUGAGGACUUUCUCUCCAGCUUGUUGGAGGAGGACAUGGAUGCCAUCUGUCCGUCCCAUUCUCCCUUGGGCAGCGAUAGUGGCAUCUCUGAUGACAGCAGCACUGGGGGUGGAGCUGCAAACAACAACAUCCUAGGAUGCUCAAGUCCCCACAGCAGUGAUAGUGAUGUUGUGCCCAGCCCAAGCUACUCCCACCCCAGCCCAGAGCAUUCUGACCCUGCCAUGACCCCUGGAGAGAUCCACAGUGAGAGCCCAGAGGCCUUGACAGUUCAGGCAGACCAUAGCUACUCCAUGCUGCAGAGUCCAGACAGGGACAUGGAUGCACUGCAGAGUGUGAGGGCAGAGAAGCUGGAAACGGACGUCUUCAUUGAUCUAGAUGACCUGGUCACUGACACGAUGGAGGAGGACAACAACAUGAUGGAGGAGGACAACACCAGUGAGCUUCCCUGCACUUUGGCCAUUGAGGACUCAGCACAGGAUUCAUCACAGCUCAACAAAAUAGAACAGUUCCAGUUUAAAGAGAUUGUGCUCACUGAAGAAGAAAAGCGACUUCUGGCAAAAGAAGGAGCUACUAUACCAACACACAUGCCUCUUACAAAGGCUGAGGAGAGGACCUUGAAGAGAGUCAGGAGGAAGAUCCGCAACAAGCAGUCUGCUCAGGAGAGUCGCAAAAAGAAGAAGGUGUAUGUUGAUGGACUGGAAAACAGGGUGGCCAUAUGUACUGCACACAACCUGGAGCUACAGAAGAAAGUUCAGAUGCUUCAGAAACAGAACAUGUCUUUGAUAGAGCAACUGAGGAAACUGCAGUCCAUAGUGAAAAUGUCAACAAUGAAGGCUAGCACAACCAGCACUUGUGUCAUGGUGUUCCUGCUUUCGUUCUGCCUCAUCCUGUUCCCCUCUGUUAAUCCAUUUGGCAGCAAAACCGAACAAAAGGAGCUCUACACCUCCUCCCCUCUCAUCUCCAGGAACAUACGCUCAGUACCAUCUGACAUCGCAGAUACCCCAACUUACAUGGAGUCUGACGAAGACAUGCUUAUCCUUGUGCCCCCAGAGGUGGAAAAUGUUAAAGCAUUGUUUGGUGGUGGUCAGAAGAAUCACACUCCUGACUAUCAGACGGUAGAGCAGUCAGAGUCAGAAACAGGUGUCAACAGUAACUCCUCGGCAGACUUUCCAGCCGGUACUAGUCAGGCUGCAGAGAUCAAGCCGGGGCAGCCUGGUGCUGCGUCCUUACAAGAAGGACCUGUUGAUUCUGGAGUGCCGUCCGCUGUGGCAUAUGAGGUGACUGGGUCCAAAGACAACUGGAUUGAUAGGAACCCCCCUUCUGUUAUAUUACAGCAGCACCGCUCAGAUGAGAUGUAGUAGGAAGACGUGCUGAGUAUUACCAGCAGAGGGAGCCAUAUCCAUAAUAUUUUUAGACGGGGAAGCUUGAAUUUUAAUGAAGGAGGAAGGGAAAGUACUGGUAAUUAUCAUAUAUAGAAUCAUUCUGUCCCUACUUUUCCCCUCUAACAGCCUUCUGAUGUACUACUGUUACUUUAUUUGCACUUUGGUCUGAUUUCCUUGUUCCAAGGGGCAGAAAUAACUGGCAUAGAGAUUUCCCUGUUUAAGUACUGUAUAACCUCCCCAACUGAAAAGGACUUUGCUGAGAUAAGAUACAAACUCGUGCACCAUUUGUUGGCACUACCAAGAAAAGUGGUAACAGAUUACUUCAAAUGAAGUAUUAUUUAAUGGCAUUCUUCUCAUAUCACUAAAUUCCAGGGGGAGUUUUAUUUGACUACUAUAUCUAACCGUCUCCAGCAGACCUGGAGUUUUGUCUUUCUUGCUCUUGAAUGACUCUCCCACAGUAAAAGUUUGAGAGAACCAGUAGUCCAAUAGUUUCAACAGCAAACUAGCCACCAACAUCCAUUGCAUAGUAGAAAAUAGGCUGCUUUAUUGUCAUUAAGCUUGAACAAAGUGGUUGUUUAACUACCGAAAUGCUUAAGCCAUUGCAGGACAUUGGGCCAUGUAGAAGAGUUGUAAAGUUUAUUAGUAUUUCCCUUGUAACAAGGGUAUCCAUGCUUCUUUUAAUUUUGGAAUGCUUUGUAUUUAUUUUGUACAGUAAAGCAAGAAAAAUGUUGGCAAAAUAUAAAGUAAUUGCGUCUGAACCAUUGACCAUUGUUAUCAGACCCCUCUACGCUCACAAUCUUCUCUUUUCCAAUUUCAUGGGACAGUUCUUACCUUUAUAUCCUAUACGUGUCUUAAAUACCCAGCACUUUGGUGCACAGAAAAAGGGAUUUCAUAAGUAUUUGCUCUGUAAAAUGUGUUGCAGUAAAAUAUACUCAAAAAUGUAAUGACCUGUUCUGUCAGUGAGGCAUUUUUGUUUUCUGUUAUUUUUUUGUGUAUUUUUUUAUGUUAAUAUUGGUAAUAAAUGGACUCUAAAUUGUAUUGGAACUGGCUUUUAUUAUAAUCAUUAGGCUAUGAGAUUUUACUUGUUGAUCAUGUUAAACAAAUGCACUGACAUUUGACAUAAUCCAGGAAUGGAAUGUAAAUAAGCAUAUAUGAUUGUAGCACUUCUGUACAUUUGAAUUCUUUAUGUAUAAGACAUGUCUGGACAUCUAUAAUAAACCUUUUAUACGUCAAAAA